ACACACACACACACAAACACAUAACUGAACACAAACAAAAACAGUCACAUGAUUACUAUGUUUCAAUCCAAACCCAGAACCCUCUUUUCACCAAUUUUGUCACUUUUUUUCUUAUUCUUCUUCUUGUUAAUUACCUUUGCUUCUAAAAUCAAACAUCAUGAUAAUAAUCUUCACAAUCAUGAUGAAUCACUCACAUAUCUAUGGCCACUCCCUUCACAAUUCACUUCAGGAAAUCACUCUCUCUCCGUUGACCCUUCACUCACUGUUUCAGUCAUUGGAAAUGGUGGUGUUGCUGAUUUUCCAACUCUUAAUUUCGCUUUUGAUAGAUAUAAAGAGAUCAUUUUUAAGCAUACUGGUUAUGGAUUUGGUAAAGGGUUGGUUAGAAAGUUAAGAGAAAGGAUUGGUGUUGGUGUUGUUUCUUCUUAUAAUAUUGUUAUUUUGAAUAUCAUUGUACAUUCAAAUAUUGAGGAGCUUAAACUUGGCGUGGAUGAAAGCUAUACCUUAAAAAUUUCUACAGCCAAUGAGUCUUCUGUUGCUGGGGAUGCUACCAUUGAGGCAAAUACUGUUUUUGGUGCAUUGCGUGGAUUAGAGACAUUCAGCCAGCUUUGUUCUUUUGAUUAUACAACUAAAACAGUAAAAAUAAACAAUGCACCUUGGUCCAUCCAAGAUAAACCUAGAUUUGCAUACCGCGGUCUUAUGUUAGAUACAUCGAGGCACUACUUACCAAUCAAUGUAAUUAAGCAAGUUAUUGAAUCUAUGUCCUAUGCCAAACUUAAUGUUCUACAUUGGCACAUCAUAGACGAACAGUCGUUUCCUCUCGAGAUACCUACAUAUCCAAAUUUAUGGAAAGGUUCAUAUACAAAGUGGGAGCGUUACACAGUAGAGGAGGCAUAUGAAAUUGUGAACUUUGCCAAACUGAGAGGCAUAAAUGUGAUGGCAGAAAUAGACGUUCCUGGGCAUGCAGAGUCAUGGGGUGCUGGGUAUCCUGACCUUUGGCCAUCACCUUCCUGCCGGGAGCCACUAGAUGUUUCAAAGAAUUAUACUUUUGAUGUCAUUUCCGGUAUUCUGUCAGAUAUGAGAAAGAUUUUCCCGUUUGAGCUAUUUCACCUGGGUGGUGAUGAAGUUAAUACAGAUUGCUGGAGAAAUACUCCUCAUGUAAAGGAAUGGCUUCAGAAACACAACAUGACUACUAAAGAUGCCUAUGAAUACUUUGUACUGAAGGCUCAAGAGAUAGCCCUUUCAAAAAAUUGGAGUCCAGUGAACUGGGAAGAAACCUUCAACACAUUUCCAUCAAAGCUUCAUCCUGAAACAAUAGUGCAUAACUGGUUGGGCCCUGGUGUUUGUCCAAAGGCUGUUGCAAAGGGUUUCAGAUGCAUUUUCAGUAACCAAGGUGUCUGGUAUCUUGACCAUCUCGAUGUGCCUUGGGAUGAGGUCUAUACUGCCGAGCCACUAGAAGGUAUAGAGAAAGAUGAAGAAAAAAAGCUUGUACUUGGAGGAGAAGUUUGUAUGUGGGGUGAGACAGCUGAUGCAUCUGAUGUUCAGCAAACAAUUUGGCCUCGAGCUGCCGCAGCUGCAGAACGCUUGUGGAGUCCGAUAGAUUCCACUUCUGCACAAAAUGUUACCUUAACGGCAUUGCCGCGGCUUCAACACUUCAGAUGUCUAUUAAAUGGACGAGGGGUUCCGGCUGCUCCUGUGACAAACUAUUAUGGUAGAAGGGCACCUGAUGGUCCAGGCUCAUGCUAUGACCAAUAAUCUGUAUCAUUAUCAUGUUUUAUCUGUCUUUGUGUAGCUUGUUGUAAAAGUAACUAGUAUAUGUCUACUUUGCUUCGUUGAUGAGCUCAAAUUUUCAUUUGGUGCUCAACUGCUUGGCAACAGUCAUAUUGUAAUGCUUAUUGUAAUAUUAAUAUCUUAAGAAAUGAAUUCAAACUUUCAAA
This is a messenger RNA of Trifolium pratense (red clover), 1934 nucleotides long. Its product is annotated as beta-hexosaminidase 1. NCBI's taxonomy places the organism in Eukaryota, Viridiplantae, Streptophyta, Magnoliopsida, Fabales, Fabaceae. The transcript is spliced from 15 exons. Gene Ontology annotation, molecular function: beta-N-acetylhexosaminidase activity. Gene Ontology annotation, biological process: carbohydrate metabolic process; glycosaminoglycan metabolic process. The coding region runs from base 49 to 1752 and encodes 567 amino acids. Gene Ontology annotation, cellular component: membrane. The record is from RefSeq and is a predicted model, not a curated record.